Messenger RNA from Punctularia strigosozonata HHB-11173 SS5, 1464 nucleotides. Its product is annotated as NAD(P)-binding protein. The transcript is spliced from 5 exons. The record is from RefSeq and is a predicted model, not a curated record. Bases 1 to 1464 code for a protein of 487 amino acids. Lineage: Eukaryota; Fungi; Basidiomycota; Agaricomycetes; Corticiales; Punctulariaceae.
AUGCCUUUAGGACUAGACACCCUCAACCCCGCGACGCUCCUCACCACACGCUUCCGUCCAUCCCAAAUACCCGCCCUCACCGGACGCACCGCGCUCGUCACGGGCGGCAGCGCUGGCAUCGGCUAUUAUGCGGCGCUCGCGCUGGCCCGCGCCGGCGCACGCGUCCUCAUCGUUUCCGCGAAUCCCGAGCACGGCCGCAAGGCGGAGGAAGAGCUCAACAGGGAGGCCGGCGCGUCCGGAGGAGGGGUGGAGUAUCACCAGUGCGAGUUCGGCGAUCUGAAGCAAGUCGACCGCGUCGCCAAGAAGAUAGCGAGCGAGCAGGACCGUCUUGGCAUCUUGAUCGACAAUGGCGGUAUCGGACAAGCUCCGUUUGCGUUGACCAAGGACGGUUUGGAGAAUCACUAUGCUAUUAACAAUCUGGCACACUGGGUGCUCACGCUGCGCCUUCUCCCGCUCCUUCGCAAGACGGCGGCAUCUCUACCGCCCGCGAGUGUCCGCAUCUGCAUGCAGUCGUCGGAAUUGCACCGCGCCUCCCCGACCGCGCAGUUUGCCUCCAAAGAAGAGAUCAACGAGCCCAUCGACGGCAUUCGCGGCUACGGGCGCUCCAAGCUUGGCCUGAUCCUCUUCGCGCAUCAGCUGGUGAAGCGCCACCUACUUGACGACAAGAUCCUCGUGACGUCCGUUCACCCCGGCACCGUGGACACGGACAUGCAGGAGGCGUGGUCGGAGAGCUACGGUAAGCUCGGGGAUUUGGCCAACAGCUUGACGCGCAUGGUGGGCAAGUCGGCCGAGGAAGGUGCGGAGCCUUGCCUGUGGGCGACGACUUGCAGCGAGAUCAACGCGCAGAACAUGCACGAAUAUCAGGGCAACUAUUAUCAGGAGCCCUACGGGAAACCGGGAACGGAAAGCUCGCAGGCGCAGGAUGAGGCUCUUGGCGAUCAGUUCUGGAGGUUCUGUGAGACGAACGCGGAAGAUAUCCUCGGGGAGAAGAUACACUGGUCCUCGAGCUCAUGGGGUCCGCUCAGGCUACUGCGAGCGUCACUGCCCGGAUCGCGGAUGCUGUCAUUGCUAUGGCUUCCUGCCCCGGCGCUUGCGGCUCCCUCCAAACUGAGGAGGGCGACUCAUGAUGGUGUUGGGACGAGCACUUGGGUACCCGUGCUGGUCGUCGUGCUCGUGCUCGUGGCCAUCGCGGGCGCCCUUAUCUACCGAAGAUUUCGCGCAAGCUCGUCCGGCACGCGACGGAAUGUCGUGCAGACGACGGGCGGCGUCACCGCGGAGGUGACCGCCGAGCAGCUUGCGGGGCGGCCGGGCGCAGCGGCCACUACUGCGACGGCCGCGCAGACACAGAGGCGGCCGCGACGCAACAGGCGCACUCCGAGCCAAAUGUCGACCAAGUCUCUUCCUGCGUACAACAAGGAGCCGCAGGAGCAGGAGCUCGUCGUGUACAGGCAAGUGCAAUAUUGA